Molecule: messenger RNA, 747 nt
Organism: Phytophthora sojae
Lineage: Eukaryota; Oomycota; Peronosporomycetes; Peronosporales; Peronosporaceae
Exons: 1
Coding region: 1-747 (248 amino acids)
Source: RefSeq, a predicted model, not a curated record
AUGGCCCAAUACGCAGGGGUUACUACAGUUGCAAGCAUGUUUGAUGUGCUGGAGGCGAAAUUGCCAACAAAAUCGGAACUACGACAGGCAAGCCUAGGUAACGACUGUGUGUCGACACGCUUGUUUAUUCGCAUUAUAGAAGCGUUCAUAAAGCAUGCUCUUGGAAUUGACCCUAAAACAAAGCAGGCAAUGCCAUUCCGCGGACUGUUUGGAAAGGUUCAGGCAUAUUUUGGAAUGGUUGAGACGCAAGGGCGCGGAACGCUACACAUCCAUUUUCUUAUUUGGCUUUCCAACUGUCCCACCAAUUCUGUCCAAGUGGAUAAGCUGAUGCGCAGCCCAGAAGGAGACAGGUUCAGGGAAUCGGUCAGAGCUUACGCCGAAAGUAUCGUCUCGAACACAAUUCCCCUUAAUAUUGAGACUGGAAGCUGUCACAACUGUGGAGCAAGUUACUCGAAUCUUGUUGGGUUAGACCUUGACGCUCGAGCGAGGCUUGAUCCGUGUGCGGGACUGUUCAGUGCUAAAGCUGGCAAGCGCGUGUUAGAACCUUUGCUAGUGCAAUGUGGCGAAUGUAACACCAAAUUUAGUUCCCAGCAUGUCUUACGGCAAGUGCUCCUAGAAAACCGGCAAGUGAUACCGGCAUGGGAGUCCCCUCUCAGUCAAACGGGUACUCUGGAGCAAGCACAAGUGGAGUUGAGGUGUCGAAAUGAUCUCAGCGAGGCUAUUCAUACUGUUGAUGAACGAGAAUGA